Molecule: messenger RNA, 1729 nt
Organism: Drosophila hydei
Lineage: Eukaryota; Metazoa; Arthropoda; Insecta; Diptera; Drosophilidae
Exons: 3
Coding region: 358-1608 (416 amino acids)
Source: RefSeq, a predicted model, not a curated record
AAAUAAUGAAGAGGUUAGGGUAUUUUAAAGUCAGAUAUCACUCAUCUCUCACGCUCUCAUUUUCAUGGCAUUCGCCAUGCUCUCAUUCCCAUUCCACUGACCGUCAGCUGAUAAGCCAGUCCCAUGCCAACGAAAGCUAACAACAGAGAGAGCUUUUCGACUCGCGUCGCGGGCACGUGAGUUGCUGCCAACGAGAGCUUUUCUCUUGCUAUCGCUCUCGCGCUCGCUCGCACUCCGUAUUUGUCAGCUUAACGCAACAGCCGCUAACGCUCAGCUGCUUGGUGUUUAUUAAGCAUUUCAUUUUUUGUGACCACAGUCAGGUGACUUGAAAAAUAAGAAAAUUUACAUUUAAAUAAAAUGGGAACCGGCAAGAAGAACUACCAGGCACCCGAGUGGCUGACUGCGGAGUUUCUGCAGGACGUGUUGAAGGAGCACUUUAAAGAGGAAUCGCUAGCUGUAACCGAUUUACUGGUGAAGAGCGCCCAGGUGGGCGAUGUGGUUGCCGGCUUUGCCAGCGAAAUGCAUCGCGCCUGCUUCAAUCUGCAGCGCGGCAACGUGAAGAGCAAAUUCUCCGUCUUCGUCAAGGACCAUCCAAAGGGUCAGACCGGCGCCAUUGCUCUACGCAGCAAACUCUUCAAGCGUGAAAUACUCACCUAUAAGGAAGUACUGCCCCGUGUCCAGGCGCUGCUGGAGUCCAUUGGCGACAAGACGCAAAUAGCUCCCGUCUGCUACUAUACAACGGAAACUCCGGAGCCCUUCCUCAUUUUGGAGGAUAUGCAGCUAAGCGGAUUUGAGAACUUUGAACGAGGGCGACUGCUCAACCUGGACUACGUGCUGCCCAGUGUGGAGAAGCUGGCCAAGUUGCAUGCCUGCAGCGCUGUCAUUGCCAAGCAGAAUCCCGAGGUACUGCAGUUCUUCAACGAGGCGCCCAUUUCCCGCAAUCCGGAUCGUCGUGACUUCCUUAGCUUCUUUCCGGUGAACAUACGCUGCGUGGCUGAGGAAAUUGCCCACUGGAAGGGCUAUGAAGAGAUCACCGAGAAGAUGUUCAAGCUGGCCGAAAACGUGCUCCAGAGCGCCAUCCACAUGUACGAUCAACAAGAGAAGGGCUUCAGAGUGUUCAACAUGGCCGACAUAUGGAUCAACAAUCUAAUGUUUCAUAUCAACAAUGAAACCAAGGAGCCCGAUAAUGUUGUUGCUCUUGAUUUCCAGCUGGCCUAUGUGGGCUCGCCAGCUGUCGAUCUAAACUAUUUUCUAUUUGGCUCCCUCAACGAGAAUGUACGCAAGGUACAUUUCAAGUAUAUAAUACACGAAUAUCAACGCGUACUACGGGAAACAUUGGAAAAGCUCAAGUACGACGGACACAUUCCAACACUCAAAGAUAUACACAUUGAGCUAAUCAAUAAUAGCCUGAUUGGUGUUAUUGCUGCCACUUGUCUUACGCCUCUGAUAUUCAGGGAAGAUGGUGGAUUUGAAAAUCUGGAGGAUUUGAACUCACGCACAGAGAUUGGUGACAAUUUCCGACGCGAGAACGUUGAGAAUCCAAAAUAUCGCGCAUUUUUACAGCGUACAGUCAAGGAGUUCGAAUUAAACGGUUUUUUGGAUACGUAAUUCCCUUCAAUACGUGAACAAAUAGGGCUUCCAGUAGUCUACACUGUAUACACAGUAGUUUUUAAUGACAUCAAAUUGUUUUUACACAUCACACAUAAAAUAUGUUAUAUCAAAAGUACAU